Molecule: messenger RNA, 1761 nt
Organism: Annulohypoxylon truncatum
Lineage: Eukaryota; Fungi; Ascomycota; Sordariomycetes; Xylariales; Hypoxylaceae
Exons: 5
Coding region: 1-1761 (586 amino acids)
Biological process (GO): regulation of DNA-templated transcription
Molecular function (GO): zinc ion binding; DNA-binding transcription factor activity, RNA polymerase II-specific
Source: RefSeq, a predicted model, not a curated record
AUGGGUCGAAGUCGAUCGAGAGGCGUGGGUUACACUGGAGGCAUGGCCAUUGGCCACGGCGUCUGCAAUACGCAACCCCCUGCGGGCUCGGGAGAUCCACCAUUCCUAGUUCCUGGUCAUAGCUACUGGUAUGCUUGGCCCGUGGUGUCGAUGGCAGGCAGGGCAAGGCAGGGCACGCCUGUCAGGUUGAUCAUAGCUCUAUGUCUGAUCUUGAAACAGACGCCACGGGGAGCUCGCGUGCUAGGACUAAAAGUCUAUAACCGAGUAUUUGAAAUGGUCGGCGUUCCUGGAAAAUACAAGGGAUGCAAUACUUGUCGAGCUAGACGAGUCGCAUGCGACAACGGAAGACCGUUCUGCAAGAAGUGCACGGACUACGGUCGCGAAUGCGGCGGAUACGAAAGGGAGACGGUAUUCAUCGUCGGCACCCCAGACGAUAAAGGGAGAUGUUCGUCUCAUCCGCCGCGGAACCAGCAAGGCAGUAAGAAAGCUAAAAUUAGCGAGGCUCGACAAGCAGAGAAGCUACAUUUCGUAGCUACCGAGCCGUGGCAGCCGGCAUGGAUGGAUGUGGUAUCGUUGUCGUCCGCCGCUGGAUCACAUCGCGUCCGAUUUUUCGCUCUUCAGACAGACCUCAGCUCUGCGAUUAGGCCCGAAAGUGGAUCUCCACGAAGGAACGAAGUGACAUUGUCUUUGGGUGGACCUCGCGUUCCAGAUGCCAAUCUAACCUUCCGCCACGAACCCUUCAGCAUGAAAGCCCGUUGUCUCAUCUAUCUACCACCGAAGAGUAAUAGCAGGCAAGCCGCUAACGGUAACUCGGAGGGGCUUUGCCUAUUUUUAUACGAGCAAAAUUCGUCGGCUGUUUAUAGCAACGAGCCGCCAUGGAAAGACCCUGCCGCCCUACACGAUCGAAUUCGCGAGCCGGGCCCCGGGGCAUAUCAAUCUUUCCCUGAGCAUCAUUUCUUCGCUAGAGUUUAUCGACCAAACGCCAUCUGGGCCGCGUUACUGAACCGCCAGCCCACAUUCCUCUGCUCGCCGGAAUGGACAGUCGUGCCCUGGGAGCGCCACCCGAGGACACCGCUUGACGAUCUCCUCGAUAUAGUUGUCCUUUUGCCCUCUAUAUUCUCGCGAGCGGACCGCAUAACACCAAUGGAGGCGAGCGCUUCUCGCCGUUUGAAAGCAAAGGACCUUCUAAUCAGCUGUAUCAAUAUCGAGAGGCAAUUUGAUAUCUGGUAUAGCGUGGUGCACCAGAGGGUUGACGAGCAGGGAUCCCCGCUCUACUGGGUGGCAGACGCGACAGCUAGCGGUGCUCAAAUGCCCUUUUUGGAUGCGUUCAGCUUCCCAUCGCCGUUGAUGGGAUUGGUCCACGUUUGCUACUGGGCCGUUCUCGUCAGCUUCCACCAAUGUAUAUGUGCGCUCUUAGACACCUUUUUCGAAUCCGGAAGCGAAGAUCCCUCGGUCCUGGGCGUGUGUGAGAUACCGCUUGGUGUGGAUAUUAGGAAGUACCAGCCAGGUCAGACGAGGAUGAUCGCGGCAAACUUGUGCCGAAGCUUAGACUUUACCCUCCAAACUACAGGACAACCGGACCUUUUGGCCGCGCCGUUCUUUGUAGUGAGCGAGUUUUACAACAGCAUCGCGUGCUUUGGAGAAGGCGGCAUGGAACGUCAGUGGUGCGCAGGUUUCAGAGGGAGACUAGACGCGAAAAGUCGCGAAGCCAGUUCAUGGCUCGAAGAGAGGAAAUGGAUUGAAACCAGGCAAUUUGGAUAG